AAUUAUAAAUAUAUAUAAAAUUAUAAAUUAUUCCCAACACUUUUAUCAUUUGCAAAACAAAUAGAUCUUUAUCGCAAUUCUCUCAAUCACGUUUCAAUCUCCUCCAAUCUAUCACCGCCGUCCAUUUCAUCGUCCCAAAAUCUCUCUGUCCAGGUAUUGAAAGGGGAAAUCAUGGGAGCGCUAUUAUCCAAGUUUUGGUUCAUGUUUUUUCCGGGAAAGGAUUACAAGAUUGUGAUUGUAGGGUUGGAUAAUGCCGGGAAAACGACGACGCUUUACAAGUUGCACUUAGGUGAUGUUGUAACCACCCACCCUACCGUUGGUAGCAACGUUGAGGAGCUUGUUUAUAAGAACAUUCGAUUUGAGGCCUGGGAUGUUGGUGGACAAGAAAGGCUAAGAACAUCAUGGGCGACUUAUUAUCGUGGUACUCAUGCUGUGGUUGUGGUUAUAGACAGCACUGAUAGAGCCAGGAUUUCCAUUAUGAAGGAUGAACUCUUCAGGCUUCUUGGGCAUGACGAGUUACAACAUUCAGUUGUCCUUAUCUUUGCAAAUAAACAAGACCUCAAGGAUGCCAUGACCCCAGCUGAAAUCACCGAUGCUCUUUCUCUUCACAGCAUCAAGAAUCAUGAUUGGCACAUCCAAGCCUGCAGUGCACUUACUGGAGAUGGGUUGUAUGAUGGUCUAGAGUGGAUUAGCCAGCGGGUUACCGGAAAAUCCCCAAGUUGAAAAGGGGAAGAAAUUAACCAAGGAGAAGGUUCAUCAUUCACAUAUGCGGGGGUUCAAGGAUGAGUAAGAAGCAUGUUUUCUGUACCAUGUAACUCUGUAACAGCCUUUCCUGAUAAAUUUGCAGAUUGUUUUCACAUUUUGAUUGGAUAUUGAAAAUUUGUCAUGUUCUACACAGUACACAUUGAAGCAUCUCAUUACUUUGCAUCUCAGGCUUUAAUGAUGUGUAAAGAGAUGCAUAUUUUUGUAAACUUACUGUACGAGUUACCCUUUGUUGAAAAAUUUGUACAUUCUCUUCUUCA
Messenger RNA from Pistacia vera, 1022 nucleotides. Its product is annotated as ADP-ribosylation factor-like protein 5. Gene Ontology annotation, biological process: intracellular protein transport; vesicle-mediated transport; protein localization to Golgi membrane. Lineage: Eukaryota; Viridiplantae; Streptophyta; Magnoliopsida; Sapindales; Anacardiaceae. The transcript has 3 exons. Gene Ontology annotation, molecular function: GTPase activity; GTP binding. The record is from RefSeq and is a predicted model, not a curated record. Gene Ontology annotation, cellular component: cytoplasm; trans-Golgi network. Bases 172 to 723 code for a protein of 183 amino acids.